AUGGACGAUUCGGGAAUGUACGUCUUACGUGGCUACCAUUUCGGUGACGUCGCAGUGAAAUUUUUGAAUAUGAAUCACAUAGAGGAGUCGAAGCGCUUGGAUGAAUUUAAAUCUGAAGUCACAGCACAUAAGAAUACCCGACAUGAUAAUAUUGUUCUAUUUCUUGGUUACUGUAUUGAAUCGGAUAAAUUCGGGAUUGUAAUGAGCUUAUGUAAAGGACGUCCUCUCCAUUUUAUCCUCCACGAGAUAAACGAACCCGUCGAUUUAGGAACAGCUCUAAUUAUUGCUACUCAGAUAUGCCAGGGAGUCUCAUAUCUCCACACGAAAAAAAUUCUCCACAAGGAUCUCCGUUCUAAGAAUAUUUUCAUCGAAAGCAAGAACAAGGUGGUGAUAACUGAUUUCGGCUUGUUCAGUAUGAAGCGCUUAAGACAUCCGAGCAGGAAUAACACGAUGGUGGUACCUGUGCAUUGGUUAUCAUACUUGGCUCCAGAACUCAUACGAUCUCUAUGCGAAGACUGGCGAGAAUUACCAUUUUCUGAAAGUACGAUGUAUUUGCGUUCAGGUAUUACUGAUUACUCCUUCCUCACUUCUUGCUGGUAA
Cooperia oncophora is the source of this 600-nucleotide messenger RNA. The record is from the annotation of a GenBank genome assembly. NCBI's taxonomy places the organism in Eukaryota, Metazoa, Nematoda, Chromadorea, Rhabditida, Trichostrongylidae.